GCCGUGCUGCAGUACCGCACCGCCGGGCCCGCCGCCGGGCGCGGCUUCUACGUCUGCGACCCGGGCAGCGCGCACGGCACCUUCCUCAACCGCCGCCGCCUGCCGCCGCGCGCCUACUGCCGCCUGCAAGUCGGACACUGCCUGCGCUUCGGCGCCAGCUCCCGCCUCUUCGUGCUGCAGGGACCAGAGGAAGAUCAGGAGCCCGAGUCUGAACUAACCGUGACUCAGCUGAAAACUUUGCGCAAAGAGCAGCAGGCAAAGCUAGAGAAGACCAUGCUGGGCGAGGACUCUGAUGAAGAUGAUGAAAAAGAAGAGAAAAAAAAUGAGACCAGUGGGAGCAAUGAUAUGACCUGCUCAUGGGGACUGGGGGAAGAUGCAGAGGAAGAUGAGGCUGAAGAAAACCCAAUUGCCAUUGAAUAUCAGGAAGCGCAAGAGGCUUUCUAUAUGAAGGACCCUAGGAAGGCAGUGCAGGGUUUCUUUGACAGAGAAGGGGAAGAAUUAGAAUACGAAUAUGAUGACCGUGGACACAAUAGCUGGCUCUGCAGGGUGAAGUUGCCUGUGGAUGAUGCAUCAGGGAAGCAGCUGGUGGCAGAGGUUACCCAUUCAGGAAAGAAAAAGGAAGCAAUGAUACAGUGCGCGUUGGAAGCUUGCAGGAUACUGGAUGCUAGGGGUGUGCUGCGGCAAGAGGCAGUAUCCCGGAAGAGAAAAGCAAAGAACUGGGAAGAGGAGGAUUUUUAUGAUAGCGACGAUGACACUUUCCUUGAUCGAACUGGAGCUGUCGAAAAGAAACGACUGAACAGAAUGAAAAAAGCUGGGAAGAUAGAAGAGAAACCAGAGACUUACGAUUCCCUGGUUGCAAAAUUAAAUGAGGCUGAAAAGGAACUUUUGGAGAUAGCUGAAAAAUUGAAGGCUUCAGGAAAAGGCCAGUCCAAGCCAGCAGCUCAGGAUUCCUUGGAUGAGUUCAUGACUGAAAUAAAAGCAGGAUCCACCUUAGACAGUGUGGCACGAAAAAAGCUUCAUUUGCGGACCUUUGAACUCAGGAAAGAGCAACAGAGGCUGAAAGGGUUAAUAAAGCUCGUUAAGCCUGCCGAACUGCCAGAGUUGAAGUCCCAGACUGGGAGUCGUGGUCUGGAAACGGAGAACAAGCCUAAAAAGCUAACGUUGCCUCUCUUUGGGGCAAUGAAAGGGGGAAGCAAAUUCAGGCUGAAAACUGGAAGCCUAGGGAAGAUGCCCAUCAGGCGUCCAGAUAUUCCUGAAAACAUCUUAAAAAUGAAAGAUGAUGGGCCAGAAGUGGAGGAAGAGGAGGAAGAGGAAGAGGAGCAGGAGAUGAAAGCAACAAACAGCAGGAACAAGAAACCAGAGGUGAAAGUGGCAGCAGAGGAAGAAAUGGAACAAGAGAUUCAACUUCCUCCUAGCUCUCCUUGUAAGAGCAAGAAUUUGGAUUCUACUCGUGAGGUUUGUUUUCCAACCAGCAAGGAGCUCAAGACUUCAGAACAUGCAUCUCAAACUGGCCCCUCACAAGAGAAGCCCCAAGCAUCUGGAAUAUGGAAAAGAAAAUCUGAAGAGGGACCCAAAAAAAUGAAAGCAGUUAAUAGCCUAAGCAAGGUCCAUCAAGUGUUUUCCUCAUCAGAUUACCCAGAAGAUGACCCAGACUAUUGCAUGUGGAUGCCUCCUGCAGGUCAAAGUGGAGAUGGGAAGACUCAUCUGAAUGAAAAAUAUGGCUAUUAAGCCUCCCCUGCUCUCUACGAAGCAGCAUGGUCUCUCUGACCCCAGAGCCACCUCGGUCAGCUUCCCCAUAUACUGUUGAGUGAGUGGCAAAAGAGUCGUCUCUCCAUUUGCUGUUCGGGGUUGCAGGGCAUCAACACUCACUCUGGUAGUUACCUCCUAUUCACUGCUUUUGUGCUUUUGUUUUAUAAAAAAAAUCUUAAGACUCCCAGAUCUUGCCCACAGUAUUCUUUUU
This is a messenger RNA of Alligator sinensis (Chinese alligator), 1960 nucleotides long. RefSeq names its product solute carrier family 4 member 1 adaptor protein (gene SLC4A1AP). The transcript is spliced from 14 exons. NCBI's taxonomy places the organism in Eukaryota, Metazoa, Chordata, Crocodylia, Alligatoridae. The annotation marks the transcript as partial. The record is from RefSeq and is a predicted model, not a curated record. Gene Ontology annotation, molecular function: protein binding; mRNA binding.